UUUUCCAAACCGCUUUUCUUCCUCUCUCUACCAAACACAUCUUCUUUCAAUGUCCGCGACCUUUCGCCUCCCGUCCACCGUCCGAUUCUCCAGGGCCCACCGUCCGAUCUCCUCCCGGCCCAAUACCACGAUCCUGUCCGUCGCCGCUACCGUCGAUGCUCGGAGACCGGCGAACCUCUACCAGAUCCUCCGCGUCAAGGAAACAGCUUCCCCGAUCGAGAUCAAAACCGCUUAUCGCACCCUCGCCAAGCGGUUCCAUCCAGAUGUGGGAUCGGACGGCAGCGAUUUCAUGGAGAUCCACGAUGCGUACGCUACGCUGUCAGAUCCAACGGCCAGGUCUCACUACGACCUUUCGAUCCGUGCCGGGAGGCGGUUUCGACUCCGGCCGGACGAUCGGCUUAUGACGAGAAGGUGGGAGACCGAUCAGUGCUGGUAGGAGUUUCUGAUACCUUUUUCACAUACACGUUCGGAUCUACUGGAUGAUUCCCGCCAUCUGUAAAAAUCGUCCGCCGGCGUUGCGGAAGGGGCAUUUGUGUAAUAUUUUGGAAUCCAGGUGGCCUCGAUUGUAAUUUUUGUAAUUUUUCCCUGCCGGUGGCAGGAUGAGUAAAUAUCUUCCUUGAGGAGCAA
Magnolia sinica is the source of this 627-nucleotide messenger RNA. RefSeq names its product chaperone protein dnaJ 11, chloroplastic-like. The record is from RefSeq and is a predicted model, not a curated record. The transcript has a single exon. Bases 50 to 436 code for a protein of 128 amino acids. Lineage: Eukaryota; Viridiplantae; Streptophyta; Magnoliopsida; Magnoliales; Magnoliaceae.